AUGGCUGCCACUGCACCACCGCCAAAGUCCGAAUUUCCCUACUCAUUGGAAAUCUCAAUUCCACUGCCAACUCAACGCCUUGCCUCGUCUGCCCUGCAAACACUCGAUGUCGACCCCGAGUUGUCAGCAUUUGUGCGACGCACUUUGACCCUCACAACCCCCACCCACGACACAGCAACCGAGCCCCAAGAAAAGAAGUUGAAGCAAGACCCCAACUCAGAUGACUCGGAUGACUCGAAGACCGUCCUGCAAGUCAACUACUAUGCCACUACGAACCGCAUGCUCCGAGUCGCCGUCAAUGGAUUCAUGGAGAGCAUGGGUGUUAUUCUAGGCGCGAUGGCCGAGUUGGAUGUCGAUGUGCUCGAAGCCGAAUUUGAAGGAUGA
Penicillium pulvis is the source of this 384-nucleotide messenger RNA. Its product is annotated as CTAG/PCC1 family protein. Gene Ontology annotation, cellular component: EKC/KEOPS complex. Bases 1 to 384 code for a protein of 127 amino acids. The record is from RefSeq and is a predicted model, not a curated record. The transcript is spliced from 2 exons. Lineage: Eukaryota; Fungi; Ascomycota; Eurotiomycetes; Eurotiales; Aspergillaceae.